GUAUAGUUCUGUUGACAUCUCCUUUGGCAGCUGGUGCCUGGUAGAGAUGAAUUAAGAAACCUUCAUACGCUUAUAAGAUUUGCAGUCUUCAUCAGUUAUCAUGAGUAUUCCAGACUUGAAUUUUGUUGUGAGUGAAGACACUCCUAUUGUUAAUGAAGAGUAUGGGGGUUUACAUAACCAUCUCUUGGAAGAAAACAUUGAAAUAGAACCUGAAAUUGGUAUGGUUUUUGAUAGUGCAGAAAAUGCUUACACUUUUUAUAACUCUUAUGCAAGAAGGGUUGGUUUUAGUGUGAGGAUUUUCAGAACAAACAAAAACAAAGUUGAUAGUAAAGUAAUUCAACGUCAAGUUUUAGUGUGUUCAUGUGAGGGAUUUUACAAGAAAGUCAAAACACCUCAGAAGAAACGAGAUGAGACACGUUGUGAUUGCAAAGCAUCCUUUGCAUUUAAACGUGUUCCAAAUAACAAGUACCAAGUGAUUGGUUUUGAACCAGUGCAUUCUCAUGACCUUGCACCACUUGAGCAUGUUGGUUACUUGAGGUCUCAACGAAAAAUUGAAUUUACACAAGCUGAAUUGAUGACAACAAUGCAUGCAUCUGGGUUGAAGCAAGGACAAAUUUUCUCCUAUAUGUGUGAAGAAGCGGGUGGAAUUCAGAAUCUUAAUUUUACAAAAUCAGAUUGUAAUAACUUUCUUCAAAGAAGACGUGCUGAAUUUUUCAAAAAAGGUGAUGCAGAAUGUCUUCUAGAGUACUUCAAGCAGAAAAAAGAGGAGAACAAACAUUUCUUCUAUUCCUUCAGAACAUAUGAAGAUGGUGAAAUAUGUGGAGUAUUUUUUUGUGAUGCAAAAUCUAGACGUGAUUAUGGGCUCUUUGGUGAUGCAAUCUGCUUUGACACGACGUUUCGAACAAAUAAAUAUGACAUGUUAUGCGCACCCAUUGUCGGCAUAAACCAUCACGGACAAACAUCAUUGUUUGGUUGUGGCCUACUAGAUGGGGAAACAUAUGAUGCAAUUACUUGGUUAUUUACUACCUUUUUUGAGGUUAUGGGAGGACAGAAACCAAGGAGCAUAUUCACGGAUCAGUCAGCUGCUAUAUCAUCUGUAGUUGAUGAGCUUUUGCCUCAAUCCCAUCAUGGAUUAUGCUUGUGGCAUUUAUGUCAAAAUGCGGCAAAACACUUGGGUUCUAAUGGAUACAAAACAUUUUCAUCACAAUUCAAAUCAUGUAUUUAUGAUCCAGAAACUGUUGAAGAAUUUGAGCAAAGUUUGGAGAAGUUUCUUGAAGAAAAUGGGCUUCAAGAUAAUGAAUGGCUGCGAAGAACAUAUGAGGUGAGGAGAAAAUGGGCUCAAGUAUAUAGUCGUUCUCACUUUUGUGCAGGUAUGACCACUUCACAGAGAAGUGAGAGUAUCAAUAAGUUCCUCAAGAACUACUUCACACAUGGAAGAAUUGUGCUACAAGAAUUUGUGCGCAUGUACUCAAGAGCAAUGGACGACCGUCGUGAAAAAGAAAGGGAGGCUGAGCAUAAAACAAUCCAAACAAAGCCGAAUUUCAUUUCUAAUUGGUCAGUUGAACGUGAAGCAGCCAAAAAGUACACAAGGAAAAUUUUUAAUCUGUUUCAACAAAGUGUUAAGAAACUCAUAGAUUUGUCACUUGAGUCAGAGCAUAAUGAUGGGAACGUGAUUAUUUAUAAAGUUAGGGAGAUUGAAGGCUGUCAAAGGGUUCGCACAGUUACAUACAAUCCCUUGGAAGAAAUGGUGACUUGCUCAUGUAGGAAGUUUGAGUUUCAUGGAAUUUUAUGCUCACACGGGCUGAAAUUGUUUCGCCACUUGGAGAUAAAAAGUUUGCCUCCUCACUACUACUUGAAGAGAUGGACAAGAGACUCAACGUAUCAAGAUAUUUGUGAUCCCGAUGGAGAGAUAAUUCCAAAUGAUAAUGAUCCAACUCUAACUUCUCGAUAUAGUGAGAUAUCACACAUUUCACAAAGAAUCAUUUCCAAAGGCUCCAGAAACAUAGAUGUUUUUAACAUAUGCAAGUCUCUAUUGCUCAAGGUCGAAACAAGUAUUGAUCAAUAUUUGGGUACAAAUAUAGAUGAAAACAAUUUGAAUCCAGUCAUUGUUGUUGAUCAAUCAACUCCAAACCCCCAGAUAAUUUGUGAAUUGCGAGAUCCAAAAAAACGAAGAGCGAAGUCAAGCAAAAGAAUUAAAAGUGCAUUAGAAACGAGGUCGCGUAAGAAGGCUAAACAAAAGUGUGAGCCGAUGAACCUUAGUCAUGCUAUGGAGUCGAUAAAUGUUGGACAGGGCCCAAAUGAAAGUGGUAGCAAUAAAGGUUCAGAAAUGAUGGAACAGAAUGUUAUAUACCCAGAUGCAAUGAUUCCGGUUCAAAGUGAUUUUCGGCCGUGGUUUUAAAACAAUGUUGCUGUUUUGAGGGUGUUGCUGAUGUGCAUAGUAUAAUUGCACUAGUAAAAUUUUUGACUUGUAAAGUUCUAUAUGUAAUCAAUCCCAAGGGGAAAGUUAAUUUUUUGAACCCCUAUUUACCUUUAAAUGGGUGAUGUUUUGAUGUUUUGUUGGGGUUAAUUUGGCUGCAUUGCAGGUUUUGUUGAAGUUUUUGUUUUUGUUUGACUAGGUCUGGUGUAGUAAGGAUUUAGGUCUAUCCUGGAUGGGUUUUUUGUUCCUCAAUGCUAGUUUUGAGGGGGAAUGCCCUUGACUUUCUUGUAUUCUAGUCAAUUGUUUAUAUACUGCUUUGUAUUGUAAUCUGUCUGGAAAGAAUUUGCUUAGCUUGUCCCAUAUUAGAUGUAUGUUGUUCAUUACUUCAUUGGAGUAUUUGUGUAAUCUGUCU
Molecule: messenger RNA, 2828 nt
Organism: Cuscuta epithymum
Lineage: Eukaryota; Viridiplantae; Streptophyta; Magnoliopsida; Solanales; Convolvulaceae
Source: the annotation of a GenBank genome assembly